This is a messenger RNA of Rhinichthys klamathensis goyatoka, 1718 nucleotides long. RefSeq names its product caspase 9, apoptosis-related cysteine peptidase (gene casp9). Gene Ontology annotation, cellular component: cytoplasm. The transcript is spliced from 10 exons. Bases 190 to 1488 code for a protein of 432 amino acids. Gene Ontology annotation, biological process: proteolysis; intrinsic apoptotic signaling pathway in response to DNA damage; regulation of apoptotic process. Lineage: Eukaryota; Metazoa; Chordata; Actinopteri; Cypriniformes; Leuciscidae. The record is from RefSeq and is a predicted model, not a curated record.
GAUGUAAACAAGGAAGAAAGCGUCGAGCGAGGAGACGUUUGUUUUGUGUUGAUUAAAAGCCUAUUCAAUUCAGUUCAAGCAUUAUUGUUUUUUACGCGUUUACUGUGUAUUACUUCAACAAAAAAUCUGUUAUAUUGAAAACGUCUCAUUGUCUAUAGUCAACACUUUAAAUACCGAAUCCUCGCCAGAAUGGACCCUAAGCACAGACAGAUUCUUCAGCAGCACAGGCGUAAUCUAGUCACGGCAUUACAUCCUGCAGAUAUCUGUGAUGGGCUCUUGUCAAAGGGGGUCUUCACCCAGGACAUGGUCGAUGAAAUACAGAGCAAAGCAAUCAGACGAGACCAAGCCAGGCAACUGGUGACAGACUUGGAGACGAGAGGGAGUCAGGCUUUCCCAGCCUUCCUGGAGUGUCUGCGUGAGACUGGCCAUCAUGAUCUCGCAGAGCUCCUUCAAAGUGGAGAUGGUGCUCAUCGCCCUCACCCCAUCCCAGUACAGCCUUCACUGAUCCCUCUGCCAGUCCAGAAUCCAAAAUGUACUGAAAAGCCAGACAUACCUGAUCUCACCCCUCUAGUCCUACCAUCAAGACCAGAAAGCCUGCCUCUGCCCAAGCCUAUUAGCCCACCUUCUGGUGUGAGACCAACCAGGCCGAGACGUGACAGUAUACAGUCUUACAAGAUGGAUGCCAGUCCGUGUGGGAUGUGCCUGAUUAUAAACAAUGUAGAUUUUGAACCAGCCUCUGAACUAAAAGAUCGAAAGGGGUCCAACAUUGACUGUGACAAGAUGGAGAAAAGAUUUAAAGCUCUCAACUUUGAGGUUAUUGUAAAAAGGAACUUGAAAUACAAACAUAUAAAACAUGAGAUGUCAUCUUUAGCGAAGAGGGAUCAUUCUGCAUAUGACUGCUGUGUUGUGAUCAUCCUUUCACAUGGAACUGAGGCAAACCACAAUCGUUUCCCUGGAGCCGUUCAUGGUGUUGAUGGACCAGCUCUCCCAGUUCAGUUUAUCACAAACUACCUCAAUGGCCAGAACUGUCCUUCUCUGCAGAGCAAGCCCAAGCUGUUCUUCAUCCAGGCCUGUGGAGGAGGUGAGAAGGACACAGGUUUUGAGGUUUCUCCAGAUGAGGUGGAACCCUCUUUGGGUGGGAUAGAUGACGAGAUGGACGCCAUUCCCAUGUCCUCCAGCAGCGACUCUCUCAGCACGUCUGAUGAACCUGAUGCUCGGGCCACUUUGCCCACACCCAGCGACAUCCUGGUGUCCUACUCAACUUUUCCUGGCUAUGUCUCUUGGAGGGACACGGAAGCCGGCUCCUGGUAUGUGGAUAAUCUUGAUCAGGUGCUUGAGGAGAAUGUUGCUUCAGAUGAUCUGGUGACCAUGCUGAUGAUGGUAAAUGAUGCUGUCUCCCAAAUAUCUGCCAAAGGCCUGUAUAAACAAAUGCCCGGAUCUUUCAACUUCCUCCGAAAACUUCUCUACUUUCAGUCUUCACGGUCAUAAUGGCUUGACGAUCUGCAGUAUGUUUUUGAAUGCUGCCCUCCAUUAGAAAUCUAUGUACACUAUUCCAUUAGAAUAUGAUGUAUUUGUGAUGUGAUAAAAACACAUUUGUUGUUUUUUACGUCAUAAACUGAACCAUGUGAUCAGAACAUUUGACUGGAGUUCUUGUUUUUAACAUAUUUUUAAUUUUAUAAUUAGCAAGCAAUUAAACCAUUAAUACCUUGUUAAUAUUA